AUGAUAACAAAUCUAAUGACAGGUUUGACAACAAUCUUGUUUAUUUGGUGUGUGUUGCAGCUGUAUUUCUUUAUAUCAGUUGGUGUAGCAGAGAUGUUCCUAUUAGCCACCAUGGCCUUUGAUCGCUACCAAGCUAUUUGUAGUCCUUUGCAUUAUAUGAAUGUGAUGAACACAACGCUUUGUAAUUGGCUUCAACUUAUUUGUUGGAUAAGUGGAUUCAUAGUUAACCUUCCUUUGUCAUUUACCUUGCUGCGCUUAGAUUUCAGUGGCAACAACAUUAUUAACCACUUCCUGUGUGAUGGACCAGGUCUUAUGAAACUAUCCUGUUCUGAUACAAAACUUAAUGACCUGAUUUCCUUUAUUCUGUCUCUGACAAUAAUGCUGAGUUGUUUCUUUUUCACACUUAUGUCAUAUAUGUGGAUUAUAAAAACAAUUAUGAAUCUUCCUUCAAGUACAGGGAAAAUAAAGACUUUCUCUACUUGCUCCUCUCAUUUGACAGCAGCUACUAUGUACUAUGGGGCUUUGAUAUUCAUGUAUGUCCGACCUCGAUCAAUCAAUAUGUAUGAUAUGAAUAAGAUUGUUUCUCUUUUUUAUACUGUAAUUGUCCCUGUGUUAAACCCUCUCAUAUACAGCCUGAGAAAUAAGGAAGUGAAAUAUGCUGUCAGAAAAAUGUUAAUGUAG
This is a messenger RNA of Spea bombifrons (plains spadefoot toad), 681 nucleotides long. Its product is annotated as olfactory receptor 11L1-like. NCBI's taxonomy places the organism in Eukaryota, Metazoa, Chordata, Amphibia, Anura, Pelobatidae. Gene Ontology annotation, biological process: G protein-coupled receptor signaling pathway. The transcript has a single exon. The record is from RefSeq and is a predicted model, not a curated record. The coding region runs from base 1 to 681 and encodes 226 amino acids. Gene Ontology annotation, molecular function: G protein-coupled receptor activity; olfactory receptor activity. Gene Ontology annotation, cellular component: membrane.